This is a messenger RNA of Ceratitis capitata (Mediterranean fruit fly), 882 nucleotides long. RefSeq lists its product as uncharacterized. Bases 125 to 697 code for a protein of 190 amino acids. The record is from RefSeq and is a predicted model, not a curated record. The transcript has 2 exons. Lineage: Eukaryota; Metazoa; Arthropoda; Insecta; Diptera; Tephritidae.
ACGCUCUUUCACUGUCAGUGUUUUUUUGUUAUUCCUACAUUACACUUCAUUCUCGGUGUACAUUUUUACCAAAAUAGAAUUUGUCAAUUACUUUUUAGCGCAUUUUUAACUAAAGAUAUACAAAAUGUCCCGAAAUUAUACAUCGCCUUACGCCAAACCAGUGCAGCAAUAUAAAUCUCAGACGGAUGAUUACAUAUCACUCGAAGUUGGUGGACCAGGAAAGUGUUCUACUCCAGCGCGGGCGUAUUAUAAUAACAGUAAUCCCAAAAGUGGCAAUGGUAAUUUUUAUCAAAAUAAACACAGGGGUCGUGGUUUCCAACAAAAUCGGUUUUCCGGUGGCUGGUCAAACAACCGACACAGUAAUGGUGGUUAUGGUGGACAAUGGCAACAACAGACACCACGCAGUGGUAAUACAGCCGAGAGGCAAUGGCGUGGUGGCGGGCAGAGGCAACAAAAUAAUAGACAAACUUUUAAUAAUCAAAAUAAUAUAACGGCAUAUGUGCAUUCAUCCAUGAUCGAAGAUCCUUGGAAAGACCUGAUCGAGAGAAGAGAAGCAAUAAGACGUAGUGAAAUUAAUUUAUCUACAACCGCGGAUCAAAAUGAAGAAGUUCUUUCAGAUUCGUUAAGUAGAGAUGACAGCGAAAAUGAUGAUGAAAGCGCUGAAGACAAGAAUAAAGUUGUAUCAGGGAAUACAUAAUUACAUAUGUAUAAAAAACCAACUAAUUUAUGUUUACUAAAAAUUAGUAAAAUUAAAUUUAAAAUCUAAGUUUUAAAAAUGUUUGAUUUUAUACUUUGUAUACAUGGUCAUUGUAUGUUCCAUUGUUUGUGUAUAUAUACAUCAUGUAAGAAACAUUAAUAAAUUAUAGAAAUACUUAAGGGAAA